Messenger RNA from Sceloporus undulatus (fence lizard), 766 nucleotides. Its product is annotated as aldehyde dehydrogenase family 3 member B1-like. Gene Ontology annotation, molecular function: aldehyde dehydrogenase (NAD+) activity. Gene Ontology annotation, cellular component: cytoplasm. Lineage: Eukaryota; Metazoa; Chordata; Lepidosauria; Squamata; Phrynosomatidae. Gene Ontology annotation, biological process: aldehyde metabolic process. The coding region runs from base 29 to 721 and encodes 230 amino acids. The transcript has 3 exons. The record is from RefSeq and is a predicted model, not a curated record.
AGGGAGCCGCCAUGUGGGGCAGAUUGUUAUGACUGCAGCGGCCCAACACCUGACACCAUUGACUCUGGAGCUGGGGGGCAAAAAUCCCUGCUACGUGGAUAAGUGCUGCAAUUUCCAGAAUGCAGCCAACCGGAUAGUGUGGGGAAAGUUCUUAAAUGCUGGCCAGACGUGCAUUGCACCCGACUACGUGAUCUGUACCAUUGAAACACAGGAGAGGCUGAUGCCUUGCCUGCGCCAGGCCAUCCGUGAGUUCUAUGGCUGCAACCCCCGUGAAUCACCAGACUUUGGCCGCUUAGUCAAUGAUAAGCAUUUCCGGCGUGUCCGAGCAUUGAUGGAGUGUGGACGAGUGACCAUGGGUGGCGAGACAGAUGAAUGUGACCGUUACAUUGCCCCGACAGUGCUGGCUGAUGUGAAGGAGUGGGAGCCAGUCAUGCAGGAGGAGGUCUUUGGGCCCAUCUUACCCAUCUUCACUGUGGCUGACUUGGAUGAGGCCAUCCGGUUCAUCAACUGCAGGGAACGCCCAUUGGCUGCCUAUGCUUUCUCCUGUGACUCCAAGGUUGUGAAUCGAGUAUUGGCUUGCACCAGCAGUGGUGGUUUUUGUGGCAACGAUACCUUGAUGCACACAACAUUGACCUCCUUACCAUUUGGAGGCAUUGGUAUGACUAUCCCACAGCUAUCUCCGUCCCCUUCUUUUGCAUUAAUCCUUCCUUCCAGUCUAUGAGACUGGAUAAGCUUUCUGUUUCUUAGGACUUUAUCACACUACCCC